Messenger RNA from Alnus glutinosa, 2474 nucleotides. Its product is annotated as protein SEEDLING PLASTID DEVELOPMENT 1. NCBI's taxonomy places the organism in Eukaryota, Viridiplantae, Streptophyta, Magnoliopsida, Fagales, Betulaceae. The coding region runs from base 218 to 2290 and encodes 690 amino acids. The record is from RefSeq and is a predicted model, not a curated record. Gene Ontology annotation, molecular function: ATP hydrolysis activity. The transcript is spliced from 9 exons.
GCCCGCAGCCGCCACGUGGUGCAACCUCCUCCACUUCAACGGUCUAAAACAGUUGCUCAGCUUCGGUUGCUUGUCGUCCCUCUUCGUGGCCCCCCACCCUCCCUCCGAUCCCAUAGGAGAUCCCUUCGAAUCUUCUUGCUUCUUCUUCCAAAUCUUCGCUUCUCUUCUCCUUAUUACCCAACCUGAAACCCAACGAGAACACAAACGAAUACGAAGAAUGAGAGCUUUGAAUUCCCAUCUCGUGCUGAUUGACCUGCACAGCUCAUGGCACUCAGCGAACCAAGUCCCGACGUCAACCGUCGCGUACCUUAGGAACUCCAACUUCAUUUCCACAGUCUCUUCGUCAUUUCGUCGAACACGUCGCGCCCGUACCGGAAUCGCGUCGUCGUCGAAAUCGGAGGCCCCGGAAAUCCGGAAGCCGUCAGAUCGUUUCGUUUUGGGAAACGGAUCGCCGCAGAGUUCUCAGAAUUCGGCCUCGACGUCGCGUUCGGAGGUCGCUUCGGAGCUCGAGCUGUUCCUUGAGUUGCUGCCUGUGAGGAUGAAGAGAGAGCUUUGUGGGCACGAGGAGGUCAGGAAGCUGAUCGAGGUUGUGAUGGACUUGGGAAGGAAGCCUCUUGCGAGGUUUCCCUCGGGUGAUUGGGUGAUCUUAGAGGAGCCCGUGAAGCAUGAAGAUCUACGGCACGCGAUUUCCAAGGUUGGUGAAUUUUCAGACGACAACCGUUCAGGUAUUAAUAACUCUUUGCAUCGUAUAAGUGCCAUUCGGAAUCGCAAAAUGCAAAUCAUAGGCCUCACUUGCCGGGUUGGUCGAGCCGUAUCUGGAAGUGCCGCGAUUAUACGAGACUUGGUUGAGGGGGGACGUUCCAUCUUAGUAAUAGGACCUCCUGGGGUUGGCAAGACAACGUUAAUCAGAGAAAUUGCUAGAAUGUUGGCAGAUGAACACAUGAAGCGUGUUGUCAUUGUUGACACAUCUAAUGAGAUUGGAGGCGACGGAGAUGUCCCUCAUGCAGGAAUAGGUCGUGCAAGAAGGAUGCAAGUUCCUAACGUUCAUAUGCAGCAUAAUGUUAUGAUUGAAGCAGUUGAAAAUCAUAUGCCUGAAUCCAUUAUAAUUGAUGAAAUUGGAACUGAGCUUGAAGCACUGGCAGCCAGUACUAUUGCUCAAAGAGGAGUUCAAUUAGUUGGAACAGCACAUGGAGUGACAAUAGACAGCAUAAUAAAGAAUCCAUCUCUGCAGAUCCUUGUCGGUGGCAUAGAGAGUGUAACUCUCGGAGAUGAAGAAGCAAGGAAAAGGAAAGUGCAGAAGACAAUUCUUGAAAGGAAAGGACCUUCUACAUUUACAUGUGCUGUUGAGAUGAUAUCUAAAACUGAGUGUCGUGUUCAUCACAGUUUAGAUGCUGCAGUAGAUGCAAUAUUAGCAGGAAAAUCUCCUCUGUUUGAAGUUCGUUGCAUGGAUGUUGAUGCUAAUGAUUCUACUCUGAUACCUGAAAACAGCCAUAUAGAAAAAUAUGAUAUGACUGAUGGUAAAAACAUAAGUCCUGAUGUAGAGUCUGAUGAGGAAGAUUUUGUUCUUCCUCCCAGUUGGUCUAAAAAACAGAGCACUAGUAGAUCCACAAAGAAGAGGAGCUCAGCAGUGUGUGUCUAUACUUACAAGAUCCUUGAAGCUGAUCUACUACAAGUAGCAAAGGUGAUGGGGCGUGAUGAUGAAAUAGAUGUAACUAACGACAUUGGAACAGCAGAUGCAAUUCUGGCAUCCAGUUCUGAGAUGAAGCAGAACCCAUGGAUCCGCGGUGUAGCGAAAUUCCACCACUUGCCUGUAUUUGUUAUUAAGUCAAAUACCAUGGCACAGAUGGUCAAGGCAGUUCGCAUGAUUCUUGAAAUGGAAUCAUUUGGCCCAGUGUCAAAGCAGUCACUCACUAAUUCUUUUGACAUUGAAGUUGAAGAUGAUGCUCCAAAAAGAAAACCAUCGCUAGAAGAGAUUGAUGCCUUGGAGGAGGUCCGACUUGCAAUUGAGUAUAUUGUGAUUCCUGGCGGAGAGCCGGUGGAGCUCCUCCCUAGACGCUCUGAAAUAAUUGCCCGGCAGCUUGAACUUGUGGAAAGCUACCAGUUGGCUGCUGAGAACUCGGGUACCGAGCUGAAUCCCAGGCUGCAGAUUCUCCCCCCAAGGUUAAGCAAGAAAAACUUUUCUAAAUCCCAUAAAUCUAGUUCUAGUUUUGGAAAAGAAACGGACUCUACAUCACUAACUGGCAGAUCUGGGGGUACAAGUGUUACUAGGCUGCCUCUGUUGCCCGAAUAAUAUGACCACAUUUUCAAUUCUUGGUUGACAAGUGCGCCAUUUCAUGUAACUUCAUGUAAAUUAUGUAUCUCAUGUGGUGUAAUUGUUUAACUGUGUCAAAUAAGUAAUCCAAACUGCAUUCAUUUCUCAAAUAUGUAAUGCAAUUUGUAUUCAUUUCUUUUUAGUGAAAUGGUGAUCAUAAGAA